AUGGCCGAUGAGAAACCCAAGGAAGGAGCCAAGACAGAGAACAAUGAUCAUAUUAAUUUGAAGGUGGUGGGACAGGAUGAUUCUGUGAUGCAGUUUAAAAUUAAGAGGCAUACACCACUUAGUAAACAAAUGAAAGUUUAUUGUGAUGCACAGUUGGAAAUGGAGAGUGAAGAUACAAUUGAUGUGUUCCAGCAACAGACAGGAGGUAUCUUCUAA
Messenger RNA from Elephantulus edwardii (Cape elephant shrew), 216 nucleotides. Its product is annotated as small ubiquitin-related modifier 2-like. The transcript has 2 exons. Gene Ontology annotation, molecular function: protein tag activity; ubiquitin-like protein ligase binding. Lineage: Eukaryota; Metazoa; Chordata; Mammalia; Macroscelidea; Macroscelididae. Bases 1 to 216 code for a protein of 71 amino acids. Gene Ontology annotation, cellular component: nucleus. The record is from RefSeq and is a predicted model, not a curated record. Gene Ontology annotation, biological process: protein sumoylation.